Molecule: messenger RNA, 3146 nt
Organism: Strigops habroptila (Kakapo)
Lineage: Eukaryota; Metazoa; Chordata; Aves; Psittaciformes; Psittacidae
Gene: MRPL53
Product: mitochondrial ribosomal protein L53
Exons: 3
Coding region: 55-384 (109 amino acids)
Cellular component (GO): mitochondrial large ribosomal subunit
Source: RefSeq, a predicted model, not a curated record
UUCCCGCCUCUUCCGGGGGUGCUGCUGGGAGUUGUAGUAGGGGGCAGCGAGAAGAUGGCGUCUAAGUUGCACGUUGUGCUGCGACCGGUGAAGAGUAUCGUGGUCCGCUUCUGCCCCUUCGAGUCCAACGUGGAGAGCACGAGAAACUUUCUUGGAUGUAUAAACCAUAAAAAAAUCCAGGCCACUAACAGAAACUGUGAAGUGACUGCCGAUGUGAGACAUGAUGGAUCCGAACCUCUUGUAGAUGUUAUGUUUGUUGAUGGAGAUCGACUGAUAAUGAAGGGAGCCAACCUGACGACAGCAGAAAUGUUAACAGCAUUGGGGACCAGGUGUAAGGCAAAAGAGAUUAAGGAAGAACAGAAAAGCAAGAAGAAGAAUCCCUGAGGAAUGGAAAAACAACUGUGUUUGCAUUUACAUGUGUUAAAAACAGUAGGCUGAACAGAAGGCUUUUCUCCUGUGCAACGAAAUCUGCAAGAGAGAAAUGGCCAAACAUUGACCAGUUUAACACACAGCAGAACGAAGUGUUUAGAGCAUAGUGGAUCAGCAAAUCUUCGAACACUAGUGGGUCAGCAUGUCUUAAGAUGUAUGAAUGCAUCUUUGUAAGCAGCUGCCUCUGUCAUCUGCACGUUGGACUAAUAUCAUGUGUGUUUGCAUAUAAAUGUGAAUUAUGCAUAUUAGCUAUUAAUAUUACAGUGAAGACGGAUCUCUGGACAUUAUUUCCUCAAAAUUUCUGUACAGCGAACGCAAAAUAUUAUUGGAGUGGUUAUUAUUUUUUGAAAUUAUUAAAUACAAAUGUUUGAAGACAACCUUGAAAGUAUUUAUCGUUGACUUAGCUGAGGGACACCAAGCUGCACGUACAGAGUAGAUUUUGUAAUACUGUGUUUAUAAUACCUCUGUUGCUAAGUCCCUGCCAUUUUCUUCCUCUCUUUUGUAAGAAAGUCUGAGAUUUGCUAAAUUUAGCUCCUCAAUUAACGUAACCAGGUAAUGGGGCUGUGAACACACAGUAGAGCGACUCAUCCUGCAUAAAAGUAGCAAAGUUUAGCUUAAGGGGAAAGGUAGGUUGAUUUUUUUGAUAAUUGGAGAAAAGGGCUAUCUUUGAAGUUCAGUUUUGUAAUAUUUUUUGUCACUUUUGGGAGAUUUUUUUAAUAUUUUAUAAAGAUCAAAGGGAAAGCUUUAUUUGCUGUUUAUAGCCCUAUGCCCAACCCUAUUAUUUAUUAAAGUAAAUGCUUGGGUGUCUCAUCUGUGUUGCAAAGCUCUGUGGGUUUGGGAGGGUUGAUCUCUCCUCAGGCUGUGCAGGUGAAGGUGUCAACUGUACACGUAUUUCAUGUGCAUCAGUUUUGUUCUAGUUCAAUUCACAAUGAAAAUGUAAUUCAAGUUCCAGUUUUGAGAAUUGCAGGUGAAGGACUGUUGAGAGGCAUUAGUUCUACCUGUUGUUAAUCAGAUGCCUGACUUCUAUAAAUCUGUAGUAUGUGUAUUUCCAAAGGGGGCACAAAUCUGAAAUUAGUUUUGCCUUUUGCCAAGAUUUCUGAAUGGAUGCUGUCCUUUCUGAAAGCAGCAUUGUUUUAAAUAGCACUGUCAAGGUAGUUCAUUGCAGUGUCCUCACCAGGAUGCUGAAGUCAAUGCAACAUGGUAGAGAAGCAGAGCUGUGCUAAAGACAUUCGAUGAUAUUUUAUGCAGGCCUCCUGUGUGUUUACAACAAACAGAAGAGAGAGAUCAGAUGAUGGAGGCAGAUGGGUCAAUGAAGUUUUGAUGUGGGAACAACAGAUGUGAGUGGCUUGGUUAGGGAUGAACACCUUCUCUGCAGUCUGUUACCUGUUUUUUAUAUUAGGCCACCAACUCUUCCAAGUGGUUUCAGAGUGCUGAGCUCCUGAACCUGCUACUGAGGUCCCUUCUAGUGAAGGAGUUACAAUAGCAUCUGAAAGUGAGAGGAUUUUAAAUCCUGUCAAGCUGGAAGAGUAUCCUAGAAAGUAGACCAAACAGAAAUAAGGUGGGUCGAAGGACAGUUUGGGGUUUGGUUUUGUUUUGUUUUGUUUUGUUUUGCUUUCCUCAGUUUAAAAGAACAUCAUAUAGCAUGGCUUUAGUUGAAGUAGCCUUACAGGGAAAGUGAGAAGUGUUCAAGUGGAAAAACACUGCAGAAUUAUACAUUCCCUUGUUAAUGAGGUAUUCAUAUGCUCAAAAGCCCUCUUAUUGUAAUAUAUCAGUGAUUUUUGCAACUUUUUUUCCUUUGACAGUUUUUACAAUGGUAUCAGUAUGUAAAACUUAGGUUUUAAUGUGAAGCACUUUCAUCCAUCUUAAAUAAUUAGCCAUUUGUAAGUACUUAAAGAGUAAAAUAGGGAUUAAGCAAUAUUAAGUGUUUAUAGUGUAUAGCAAUAAUAAGUUUCUAUAGCCCACGACUGUGAUUUAUAUUUAAGAAGAGAAAAGGGAGAAAAAUAAGAUCCUAGUUCAGGCUUUUUAUAGCCAAAAUAAAUCCUUUCCACUGUUCAAGAAAGGAGUUGUUUUGAGUUUCUUUUUUUUCUUUACUCCUGCUGUGUAAAGACAAGCUCUAGCUGGGUUCUUUCAUUUUAACUCAGAGAUGCCCAGUCUUUUUGCUUGGGUUAGGCCAAGGGCCUGUAUCGUAGCUGUCGAGAGAUGACUGACGAUUCAGUGGACAAAGUGUUGGCUGAUGCUACUUUUGGUGCAUGUGCUAGUAGCUGAAACUUGCAGUGGUAAAACUCCAAUGUUUUGUGCAUGAAACAGAAAUAAUGACUAGGAUUUGAAUAUGUAAAGUAGAAAGGAAAACAUACAGGAUAAAAAAAUAAAGCUAAAACCAUUCACUCUUGAGACUACAAGAUACUGAAGUGAUAUAAACAAGCAAUAUGGGCAAAGAGGUAAUCCUCUGGUGAUUAUUAUGCUAAUAUGUAGAAAAUUGCUCUUCCUGUACCACGUAGAUAAAAGUAUGAAUUAAUUUUUCAAGUAUGCUAACGAUAAUCUUUAAUGAAUUUCUUCCCUAAGCAUUUAGAUAACUUUGCUGCAAGCUGUUCAUAUGGUGUCAAUUUCUGCUGCUGUUUGACUGAAACAAAGCCAAGUGACCUGCUGCUCUGACACUUCCUGACAAGCACAGUCUGGGGCUGUGGAUGUAGAGGGUAUUAAGGUCAGUCACGCAGAAC